AUGGUUUUUAAGCCCUUUACUCACCUCGCGCGACAGAACUUUGCCAAAGCCUUCACCCAUGGCUACGCUCAGUCGGUAGUUGCUGCAUCCCAGACCAUCCCCUCGUCGUCGACAACCCUUAAUCCACUCGCCACCAACUCUCUCAAAUUCCACCGCACAUCCCAACUUCAGAGUACCUUCCAGAACGCAUCGAGUUCAUCCGGCUCCGGUGCCAAAGCCGGCCAAGCUGGUUCCAACUCUGGAGACUCCGGUUUAGCCGCAUACUAUGCUGCCUGGCAACAUGCCCAGCAAACAGGUGACGACAGCGAUUGGAGACAGUUCCAGUUCAAACGGCGUAUAGGAUGGAAGCCAAAGGAUGAAGUCGCAGAGAAGAGUCAGACCCUCCCGGAAGAUCAUUCGCCUCGAGACUUGAAAAAGGCCGCCGUCAAUGUCGAUGUGAGCGCCAAGGUCGAAGAAGCCGUUGCGCGUGAGAUUCAGAUUCAGGAGGAAAAUGCGGAAGCCGAGGAUGACGCAGCAACCGUUGUUGCUGCCGAUGAUAAUACAGCUGACUCAGCUGCUCACGAAUUGACGAUCGAUAUCAACGCGGAGAAAUCUAUCGUGGCAUCUGGCCGAGUCGUUCAAUUGGCAGUGGAAGAGAAAUAUGCCGAGAUCCCAGCUGCUUUCGAAGCGAUCUUGCGAGAUGGUGUCACCCCCAGCGUUGAAGCAUACAACUCGUUACUUCAGGCUGCUAUCAAGUUGCACACCGAUUCCUAUCAUGCCGUUCCCAAGGCGCUCGAUGUUUAUUCCGACAUGCUACGCCGUCGAGUCAUGCCCAACCAGGAAACGUACAAGACUCUUAUUGCAGUGUUAGUUUCACGCGCCGUUGAGGUUUCCGUAUCAGGAGCCGCUCUCGAGAAGCAGCGUGUUCGCUUUGGUGGUCUGGAGGAACCUGGCAAAUUCCUGUUCCGUUCCAGUGAAAUCGAAAAAGAACUCGUCUCGGAAGAUCACUCGCUCACUAUCGCCCUCAAGCUCUUCGAUGCCGCCACUAGCCGACACAACGAAAUGGUUUUCCCAUUGGAAGUCUACAAGUCGUUGAUAAUCACUUGUGCCGAAGAAGGUCGCGUUGAAGACAUGAUCAGGAUUUAUGCUCAUAUGGAGACCCAGAAGCUGGUUCCUCACGCAGCCAUCUUCCCCCCGAUGAUCCGCGCAUUUGCCAAGAUUGGUGAUUUGAAGAGCGCUGUCGAAUGCUACAACGAAUAUAGAGAACUUGCAGUGGCGGACGACAACGGUGUUUUCAGCAUCGUAGAGCGCCGAGAUGGCCAAGUCUAUGCCGCUCUGGUCGGUGCCUACUUCUCUUGUGGAAAGAGCGAAGGCGGUAUGCGCUUCUUUGAGCGCAUUCGCUCGUCAUACGACAACGUCCAGGAAGACAAGGCAUCUCGGUUGGAAGCUGUCGAAUCGACCAUCAUUCGCGAUGCCUUCGUUCAAUCUUCUAUUGAUGCUGGCAACUUCGAGGAAGCUUUGAAGCAAGCAACAGGCAAACUUGAAAACACUGCUUUGCAACAAGCUAUGGCUAAGAUCUGCGUGGCUGCUGCUGAUGCCGGCAGCGCCGCAGUGGCUGUCGAAUCGUAUGACCAACUUGCCGCCGAGUCCGUAGAUGCUAUUGGCUCSGCAGUGCCCAUGCUUGCGUUGCAUGUUCGCGAAGGUAACGUGCUAGCUGCACGCACUUUCUGGGGCAUCUUGAGCAACCUCGACCAGACAACUUCGGACUUGAUUCAACCUACCGCCAUGUAUGCCGUCGCCCUUGUCAAGAGUGGCCACGUCGAGGAGGGAUUGAUGGAAGCUCGCAAGAUGUUUGGCCGUAUUCGCAAAGACACUGCUGCUCAGCAACUUGUUCAACUGCCUGUUCGGGAAGAGAUCGAUGAAGCUAUUGAGCUUCUCGGUCGUAUUCUCAUGGUGGAGUCGGGCAUGGUGAUUUCAUCGCCUGCUGCUAUGACCUUGGUCCGAUCCAUGGUUGAGAAUGGUGGACUGAUUUCUCCAAUUGCCGAGCAUGCCAUUUCCAGCUUGGGUCCUAUGGGUAUCUCGCAACUCAGUGUUGAUGAUUUGACUCUUGCUCUUCAAGUUCAAGCAGGUAUGAUUAUCAACAACGAGUUUACCUUCAACGCUCCUCAUCUUGUUCGCUUCGCCCACAUGGUCGAUGUUGCUCUGUCUACCGGUGUUCCUCUCGAUGUCUUUACCUCACGGUUGGUCGACCAGGCCAUUCUCAAGCUUUCCGAAAGCCGACCUGAUCUAGUGAGAAGAUGGCAAGAUCAGUUUGUUCCUGUCGCUAGACAGCAGUCCUCUGUUGGGUCUAGUCGAUAUACUCCUGUUUCGGAAACUUCGUCGCAGGUCAACCCAUCGACUCCUAGCUCAGAAGAUAGCUAUGAUCCUUAUGCUUACUCGACUGACUACCGGGGCUCUACGAUCAUCUCAGAUGAAUUGGAAGCAACAUCUAAGCGCAUCGAAUCUCACCUCAACGAAGCCAUGACCAAGUUGCGUAACAUUCGUCGUCUCGGUCGCCACCCACGCUAUAUUACCUACGCCAAAUUGAUUAAUGCUGCUGCCAAGUGCAACCGCAUGAACCUCGCCAACGACAUUCUAGCAAUGGCCCGUCAUGAUGUUCCACUUCUUCCUCAAUACAGUGCUGUCCGAUACGGCUGGAGCUCAAUUUUGGAUGCCAUGGUCGCUGCUUGCCUGACAGUAGGCGAGCGUGAUUUGGCUGCCCAGUAUCAUCAAGAGUUGUUGCAAAUUGGUUCUGCUCCGUCUGCAAACACUUUCGGCCUAUACAUUACCACGUUGAAGGAGUCGACCAAGACAUUCGAUGAAGCUACCGAAGCUGUCAAGAUCUUCCACCGGGCUAUUGCAGAGGGUGUCGAACCGACUUCGUUCUUGUACAAUGCGCUGAUUGGCAAAUUGGGCAAGGCUCGUCGUAUUGAUGAUUGUCUUCUUUACUUUGCCGAGAUGCGUUCUAACGGUGUUCGACCGACCAGCGUCACUUAUGGUACCAUUGUCAAUGCUCUCUGCCGAGUCAGCGAUGAGCGAUUUGCUGAGGAGAUGUUUGAUGAGAUGGAGUCCAUGCCCAACUACAAGCCUCGCCCUGCUCCAUACAACUCCAUGAUUCAGUAUUUCCUCAACACCAAACGUGACCGCAGCAAGAUCCUCGCUUAUUAUGAACGGAUGCGCUCCCGCAACAUUGAGCCUACUAUGCAUACAUAUAAACUCCUCAUUGAUGCCCACGCCUCAUUGGAGCCCGUUAAUAUGGAAGCCGCUGAAAAGGUGCUUGAGUCUAUCAAGGCAUCUGGCCAGCGACCAGAGGCAGUUCACUACGCUUCUCUGAUCCAUGCCAAGGGCUGCGUUCUCCAUGAUAUGGAUGGUGCCCGUGCCCUUUUUGACAGUAUCGUCUCCAACAGAGACGUACGUGUGCAGCCAUGCUUGUACCAGGCCCUCUUUGAAGCCAUGGUUGCCAAUGGUCAUGUCUCAUCUACCAGUGAUCUUGUCAGUAGUAUGAGCCGCCACGGUAUUGAAAUGACACCUUACAUCGCCAACACUUUGAUACAAGGAUGGGCUGCCGAGGGCAACAUCUCCAAAGCCUAUGAGAUCUACAACAGCGUCGGCAUCGAAAAACGCGAACCCAGCACCUAUGAAGCAAUGACACGUGCUUUCAUUACAGCUGAAGAGCGUUCUAGUGCCGCUGGCGUCGUCCAAGAGAUGCUUUCUCGGGGCUACCCAGCCGCCGUUGCCGGCAAGAUCGUCGACAUGGUUGGUGGUAGCACCAUCGCUACUCCCAUCGCUACCUAUUAA
Molecule: messenger RNA, 3816 nt
Organism: Talaromyces amestolkiae
Lineage: Eukaryota; Fungi; Ascomycota; Eurotiomycetes; Eurotiales; Trichocomaceae
Exons: 1
Coding region: 1-3816 (1271 amino acids)
Molecular function (GO): protein binding
Source: RefSeq, a predicted model, not a curated record